GACGUCACAGCAGGAGGAGAGCAGAAGUGAGCCGGGCCACUCUUCUCCAUCCUAGCGAUGAUGGCGUCCCCACACCCAUGAGCAAGCAGAAAAAGACGAGAAAGAAAGAAAGGAAGAAAGAAAGAAAGCGAGGCCCCUUUCAGGAUCGCGAUGAUUAAUUUUUGCUUCGGACUUCAGUUCGUUCGUCUUUUGUUGCUGAUAUGUCCGGAUCAUUGACUUUGUGUUGGAGGUUGGGGUAAGGCGCAGGUGCCUCCAUCCAUCCGUUCAUCUAUCCGUCCAUCCAGCGCAGUGGAGGGGCCGGGCCGGCCCGAUGGCUGCUGGGGGAGGUGGAGGAGGAUGCGGGGAGUCGGUGGAUCAUUACCGGGCGGAGGUGGAGCGGCUGACCCGAGAGCUCGCGGAGGCGAACCGGGAGAAGGUCCGGGCGGCGGAGUGCGGGCUCGCGGUGCUGGAGGAGAACCAGAGCCUCAAACAGCAGUAUGCGGAGCUCGAGGCAGAGCAGGAGACCCUCAGACAGGAGCUGGAGCAGCUGCAGGAGGCCUUCAGCCAGGCGUACACCACCCAAAGGAAGGUGGCUGAAGACGGGGAGACCAAUGAGGAGACGCUGCUGCAGGAGUCGGCCACUAAGGAAGCGUACUACAUGGGCCGCCUACUUGAGCAGCAGGCCGAGCUGAAGAGCAGCAGAUCACAGGCGUCCUGCACGCAGGCUGAGAACGAGAGACUCAGCACCAUUCUACAGGAGCUGAGAGAGAGUAACGAGAUGUUGGAGUUACAGAGAAGCCAGAUGAGAGAGGAGAUCAGGGAGUUUAAGUUUCGAGAGGCCAGAUUACUGCAAGACUACACCGAACUGGAGGAGGAGAACAUCUCGCUGCAGAAACUGGUGUCCACGCUCAGGCAGAACCAGGUGGAGUACGAGGGCUUGAAGCAUGAAAUCAAAGUUCUGGAGGAGGAAACAGCUCUGCUUAAAAGCCAAUUAGAAGAUGCGCUGCGCCUGAAGGACAUCUCUGAGAACCAGUUGGAGGAGGCUUUGGAUUCUCUGAAAAGCGAGCGAGAACAGAAGUACGCUUUGCGCAAGGAAUUAGCACAUCAUCUAACCGUGUGCGACGGGGGUUUCAGCUCAGGCUGUGCGCACCUGAUCGCCCUGACCUCAGCGCCACCUAGUGGCAGUGCCACCCCGACAGCCGCCACAUCGCCCAGCAGCGAGGACGGUGGCAAGUGCAACGGGCACAUGCUUCAAGGCGCGGCGGGAUCAGUUUUGAGCCGACUGAAUAGAGACUUCAGGACAUCGAGUUUGAGGAAGACUGAAAUUCUGACCCCUGACCUCUUUAGUGAGCUAAAUGGCCCUGAAAUCCUGAAACAAAGACAACAGCUUCAGCAGGUGGAACGUGAAAAAGCGUCUUUGCUCAACAGCUUGCAGGAAUCACAGGCUUUGCUCCGUCACACACAGGGGGCGCUGACGGAGCAGCAGGAGAAGGCCAGUCGCUUGGGCGAGCGAUUCCGGAAACUUCGCCGCAUGCGCAGCAGCAAGGAAACCAAGGGGGAAGAGGAGGACGAAGAAGAGGAGACAACAUGCGUCCCUAGCAGCCAGGAAGGGCUGAGUCUGGAAUUGCUGCAAUGUAAAUACAGGGUGGCUGUGACAGAGGUGGUUGGACUGAAGGCGGAGCUUAAGGAGAUGAAAGAUAGAUAUAAUGAGAGCGUGGAGGCAAGAUUGCGGGCGGAGGAGCAGGGCAAGGCGCAGCUGCAAGCAUUGGAGACACAAGUGGCACAGCUGGAGCACAGGUGCAGGGAAAGCCGGGAGAAGGCGGUGAAUCUGGAACGCGAGCUGCGGGCAUCCACUAACACAGGCUUGGAGACGCAGGGAAUCCUGGGAACUGCCCAAGAAGAGCUGGCGACAUUCAGUGAGGAGUUAGCGCAACUUUACCACCACGUCUGCCUGUGCAAUAAUGAGACACCCAACCGCGUUAUGCUGGAGUACUACCGGCAGGGCCGAAUACCAACGCGCAUUUCCACCCCUGGCCACAAGGGGCAGGACGAUCACCGUGUGUUUUUGACCCCGCGUCUCGCACGUCGUCUGGCGGCAAUUAACGCUGCAACAUCUGCAGAGUCUCGUAGCCCGUCGGACUCACCAUCCAAAGAUUCUCUCACUGCUGAGCAGAGCCCAGUCCGUACACCACAGGGUUCACCCGUCGUUAGUGCCUCUUCCUCAUCUUCAUCAUCAUCCCCAGCACCCGAGUCGGCCACGGGGUCCGACCUCCGCCGGGAACCCACCAACAUCCACCACCUAAACGCCAUCAUCCGCGACCAGAUCAAGCACUUGCAGAAGGCGGUGGACCGCUCGCUCCAGCUGUCCCGCCAGAGGGCGGCCGCUAGCGAACUCGCCCCGCUGAUGGACAAGGACAAGGAGGCCUGCAUGGAGGAGAUUCUCAAACUCAAGUCCCUCACGAGCACAAAGAGGGAGCAGAUCGCAACCUUGCGCCUUUUGCUCAAAGCCAACAAGCAGACGGCUGAGGUGGCUCUGGCCAACCUGAAGAGUAAAUACGAGAACGAGAAGACAAUGGUGACUGAGACCAUGUUGAAGCUGAGGAACGAGCUGAAGGCCUUGAAAGAGGACGCAGCCACCUUUUCUUCCCUCAGAGCCAUGUUCGCCACACGGUGUGAUGAGUACGUGUCUCAGCUGGACGAGAUGCAGAGACAGCUCGCGGCGGCGGAGGACGAGAAAAAGACACUCAACUCUCUCCUCCGCAUGGCCAUCCAGCAAAAACUCGCCCUCACGCAGAAACUGGAAGACCUGGAGUUCGACCAAGAGCAGUCGCACCGGCCCCGCCUGGCAAAAACGUCCCGGCUGAGGAGAAGCACACCCAAAGUAAGUGGAACGCCAGUCCCGCCCCUUCCCGACACCCCUUUGACAAUUACAGAGGUCCUUACGGCAGCAGCCGCCAUCACCUCGCCCACCACACCCACCCAACCGUCUGCCCCCAACAGCCCACCCUCCCUGGAGGCCCCUUCGUCUCCCGCAUCAUCUUCCUCGUCCUCCUGGACGCCCCCAACCACCACACCAUACCGUCACUGGACGAUGGGUGUCCGGGCGUAUGUUGUUGAACCACACACUUACACCAACCUCCUGGCCCGUCGCUAUGCAAAUGAGUCGCACUAUUCCCCAGGCUCCGCCCCUUCCUCACCUUACCGCUCACCCCUAUUGGCCAGUCGCCGCUCCGUGUGGAGCUCGUCCCAAUCCCGCCCCCUUCCCAGCCACUUCCAGCGCUCUACAUCCCGCUACACGCCUUCUUCGUCCACCUACAGCCCUUUGUAUCCCAGAAACUACAGCUCCCAGCAUCCCCGCUACUGACGGGUGCCGCAGAGAGGAGGACACACACUGGUUUCUGUGUUUGAAUGUUUCGGGGAGUGUUUUCUCGUUUUGUUUGUUUUUUAACUCAGGGAUUUAAUGGAGCACAAGUGGCCCGGCCUUCUUCAAAAGAGACUGUUGAUCAGUUCUCAGGACACUGUGUUCUCUGUCCCGAUCUGAGCGCACGUGGACUGUCCAAUUACACGAAUGAGGGACUUUAAGACAGAUUCAACAGGAUGUGACGUUAUCAGAAUCAGAUUCGGUCGUGGGUUGUUGGUGUGUGUAUGAGAGUGAAUGUGUUGUUGUCACAUGAUUUGAACACUGAGAGUCAAUUAAGUGGUUGAUUUGUAACAACAGGAUUUUAUAUGAAAUGUCGAUUGCAGUAUCUGAGAAAGAUGGCUAUGUUUGGAAUAGGAUACUAAUGUACUAUACAACGCACAUUGCAUACUAAUGUUUUCAAAUAAUACACUGAUAAAAAAUUACUUUAGUGACAGCUCACCCUCAGGUCAUCCAAGAUGUAGAUGAGUUUGUUUCUUCAUCAGAUUUGUAGAAAUGUAGCAUUGCAUGACUUGCUCACCAAUGGAUGCUCUGCAGUGAAUGGGUGCCGUCAGAAUAAGAGUCCAAACAGUUGAUAAAAACAUCACAAUAAUCCACAAGUAAUCCACGCCACUCCAGUCCAUCAGUUAAUGUCUUAUGAAGCAAAAAGCUGCAUGUUUGUAAGAAAAAAAUCCAUAAAUAAGGCAUUUCAAACCAUAAACCGUCACAUAUAGCCAAAAUACAAGUUCAUAAUAGCAUACCCAGUUUUCAUUAUUUUUGUCAAACUAUUCCUUUAAAAUCUUAUAAAAUAAGUGGGAAAAUGCUGUAGGACGUCAACUUCUUUUGUGUUACAUAGUGUGUACUGCAUGCAAACUGCAGUAUGCUAUUCCAAACAUAGCCAAAGUCACAGUGCCAUCCAGUGGAUAAACAGUGAAAAUGUGGCCCAUCCCAUGUAAUGGUGAGUUUGCAAAAAUAGUUGUGUCUGGUUUAUAGAAAUAUAAGACACUAUUUGAAUUUGCAGUUAAGAUCAGAUUGGGUCAGAUGUGAACUCAUUAAUGUUGUGAGUGAUUAUAAAGAACAGUGAUGCUGCAUUGAAUGUAUGUUAAUGGUGAAGGGAUGCAAUUGUCUAGAGAUGACUAAAUUCUCAGGGAAUAACAUUAUUUGUUAGCUGUCUAACGGUGGCCAAUAACAUUGCAACGUUUUUUUUUGUAUUUCAGCACAUAUGAUCUGCAGCAGUGAUUUACAAUAUAACAGAUGCAGUGCUCAUGUCCUGUCUAGUCAGUGUUCUUCUGUUUGUUGCACUUUUAUCAGUUGCAUUGAUGUUUUUGUUGUUGUUUUUCCCCUUACACAAUUAUAUUUAAGACACCAUACUCCAAAACUCAUAGCGCCGAAAGCAUCUCUUAGAAAGGGACGUGCAUGGGCCCAAACAUCUGUCUUUUCUGUCCAAAGAUUGCUGUAUUUCAUGAGAGGUGCCCGUUUCCUCCCAUUUAACACCUUGUGUGACACUGACGGGCUGCACACUGGCCUUCUAGAGCUAUAUCAGACCCACACCAACAUACACCACAUCACACAGUGCUUGAAGCAUUUGACAGGUAUCAAACCCUCAACCCAAGCCUGCCGUGAUUACCCUGCAUGCCAUUUGUUAACUGCUGGUUUUUGCUGAAUACAUUUUUUAAAUAUACUUUCUUUUUUUUUCUUUUUUUGGAAUAAAUUGGUCCUUCUGCAAUUGCUGUGAUUUUUCCUACAUAAAAAAAUACAUUGUUUCUUGAGUUUCAGUAAAUCAAGAGUAAAAAAAAAAAAAAUUCAUGGAAACGUCACCGCUAUUAUAGAAAGACUCAAUUCUGAUCCCAAGUCAGCAUUUACUUCAUUAUUGCUCACACAGGCCUCAGUAUUGCAUGAAAUUGGAGUGAAUAGUUUAGUUCAGUCUUUAUGACUUCUAGAUCUAUAAUUAGGUGGCGAACUUUAAAAACGAUACAAUCUUUUCUCUAUUCUUGCUGUUUUAUGCCAGUUUCCUGCACUGAAGUCAAAUCUGGGACUGAUGAACGUUUGUUUUGGUUCGUACAGAGGGCCUCGUGUAAUUAUCUGUGAUCAGACGGCAGUUUUAGGGGUGUUGUUUUCAGAUCAGGACAGAAACCAUGUGAGACCUCCUCUCUGUCGCACCUGCGCAGCUGAGGCCUGAUGCACACAAACAAACACGUUUGCACAUGAUCACAUGAUCAUGACAUCACUGCAUCAAAAUCUGAAUCCCUGUGUGUCGCUGUCUCAUUCAGUCAGUCGUCGAGUUUUAGGGAACCUGUCAAAUGCUUCUUGCUUCCCGCAUCACUUUCUCUUUGAUUUUCUCUCAUUCAUGUCGCGCUGCGACGUCUGCACUUGGUGGAGUUGUAGAUGAAUGUGUUUUCUACUGUGUGUGUUACUGUAAACAGACACUUUGUGCAAAUGCAAAACACUUUUUGAGGGCAGACUGUUAUUCAUGUCCCUGUCUGCUGUCAUAUGCAUGUGUAUACAGUACACGGCCUACAGCAAAACACUGUACAUGUCUGUUGUGAACUGGACUGUAAUGUUGUAUAUUCUUCAUAUAUACUGUAAAUAACAGGUUUGAAUGCAUUGA
Molecule: messenger RNA, 5984 nt
Organism: Carassius gibelio (silver crucian carp)
Lineage: Eukaryota; Metazoa; Chordata; Actinopteri; Cypriniformes; Cyprinidae
Product: protein bicaudal D homolog 1
Exons: 7
Coding region: 311-3343 (1010 amino acids)
Biological process (GO): protein localization to organelle; regulation of microtubule cytoskeleton organization; microtubule anchoring at microtubule organizing center
Cellular component (GO): Golgi apparatus; cytosol
Molecular function (GO): dynein intermediate chain binding; dynactin binding; dynein complex binding
Source: RefSeq, a predicted model, not a curated record